Messenger RNA from Musca vetustissima, 561 nucleotides. RefSeq names its product antigen 5 like allergen Cul n 1-like. The annotation marks the transcript as partial. The transcript has 3 exons. NCBI's taxonomy places the organism in Eukaryota, Metazoa, Arthropoda, Insecta, Diptera, Muscidae. The record is from RefSeq and is a predicted model, not a curated record.
AUGAAUAAGUUAAUCAUAGUUUUAAUUGUCGGCACCUGCAUUGCCUCUGCUUUGGCCACCGAUUAUUGUUCAGCCAAGUUAUGUAGUAAAGGCGUAACACAUGUUGCCUGUGGGAAGAAGGAAUUUUUCGACACCUGUCCAUCCAAUGCUGCCUUUGUAAAAAUCGAUGACACUUUGAAAGAAGAAAUUGUCCGAGCGCACAAUGAAAAACGUAAUCUGGUUGCCGGAGGUGGAGUAAAUGGUCUGGAACCUGCUUGUCGUAUGGCCACCAUGGAAUGGGAUGAUGAAUUGGCUGCUGUUGCUGCCUACAAUGUUCUCAAAUGUAAAAUGGCUCAUGACAAGUGUCGCAAUACAGAAACCUUUAGAUAUGCUGGUCAGAAUUUGGCUUGGCGUUCAUUCUGGGGCCAGCAAAGUUAUAGCACACUUUUCCAAAAAUCCUUUGACAUGUGGUAUAAUGAAGUUAAGGAUGUUAAAAUGGAAUAUCUCAAUGAGUUCCCUAAGGGCUACAAGGGACCUCAAAUUGGUCACUUCACUGUUAUGAUGGCCGAUCGCAAUAUCCGU